AUGGUCGAGCUGUCCUUUAUCAACCUCGGCGACGGCCGGUCCAGUGAACGCGCACAUGCCAACUCAAAGACUAUCCGCCAACAUGUGCGCAGAGCCGUGAUCCGCAAGCGAGCACGGUCGUCAAUCGAUGACCGAAUCAAGCACUUUACAGGCACCGAAUUCGUCGUCGUGGACACACUGCUGCCGUCCAAGUUUGGUGCAGGAACAGCGAUUGGCCAUGAGACCACGUCCAAAUCUGCAGGUACCCAAUGCGGCAGGUCACAUCCCAAGAAGGUAUCGGGUACUCGGAAAAAGUCCCAGAAGCUAGACGACAGAAUCAGCACUAUCAAUACACAACCAGUUUGGCGUCACCCGUACACGGACCAUGCUGCUGUAGUUGUCGAUCUUCCCAUUGAGAGGAUCAAUGCACUAUUCCAAAAUCCUCUGUUCCGAAACGCCACCGAGCCUCUGUUUGCACCCCAAGAUCACAAACUACACGGCAUCGAGAACGUCUUCCCCGGAAGCCUCAAAGACGGCACCUUCUUCAGCGCCCUGCUCUUCUCCACCCUGCAAAUGAUCAACCACGGCACGCCCACGCCCGAGAGCCUCGAGCUCCAAAAGAAAGCCCUCCGAGGCCUCCGUCGCAAAAUGCUCACCUCAUUCGAAAGCCUCAGUCCGGCCGACAUCGGCUCGGUCCUGAUCCUCCAAGGCGUCGCCUACCGCUGGAACGAUAUCGAAGCUUACGAGAUCCACACGCAAGCCCUGCUGCACAUCCGCAAACCGUGGCAGAUGCAGAUGCCGAUGCCGACCGAAGAAGCGUCCUGCUGGACGCAGCUGAUCAUGCGCGCCAUGUUCUGGCAGGACCUGACCGCCGCGCUCGUCAUCGGCAGCAAGCGGCACGCCGACGCGUGCUUCAGCAUCCCUCGCCCACGCUGGCGCCGAGCCACUUCACCCACCCCCUUCCCAUCACCGCCCGCCGGCUUCAAGGCCAACGCCGACAUCAUCCCCGCCCAGCUGCUGCACUGCAUCGAGGACAUCAUCGAAAUGCAAGAGCUCACUUCCCUCCCCCUCCUCAAAGUCGACGCCGACGCCUUCGCCAUCGACAACAUGCAAGCCAGCAUCGAGUCGCGCCUGGCAUGGGACACAGCUGACUGCGCCCCCCUGACGCCCAUCUCGGACUGCGUCCGCCUCGCCACGCUCAUCACCUGCUUCCUGGCCUUCAACAAGACGUGGGCCAACAGCCUGGUCCCGAGCCUGCUGUCCGACAUGCUGCUGAAGCGUUUCGCGGGGUGCAUUACCGAUCAAGCAUGGGAAGGGCGACGGCGACGGCCCCUGCAGUUGUGGUGCGCGCUGGCUGGCUCGUUCGUGACGACGUUGCCGUAUCAUGCGGUCGAGAGGCUGGUCGAGCGAUGGAGCGAGACGCUGCUGGUGCUGGCGACGGUUUGCGGGCAAGGUCGAUCCCGUACGGCGGAGACGGAGGGGGGUGGUGUGGAUUAUAUGCAUGAGGCGCUGACCAAGUUCGUCUACUGCGACGGUUGGGUGCUGGAGCGGCGGCGGAUCAAGGGCUGGAGGCAGCUUGAAUCGAGUCUCUCCGAAUCAUGA
Molecule: messenger RNA, 1581 nt
Organism: Cyphellophora europaea CBS 101466
Lineage: Eukaryota; Fungi; Ascomycota; Eurotiomycetes; Chaetothyriales; Cyphellophoraceae
Exons: 2
Coding region: 1-1581 (526 amino acids)
Source: RefSeq, a predicted model, not a curated record